Molecule: messenger RNA, 4916 nt
Organism: Triplophysa rosa
Lineage: Eukaryota; Metazoa; Chordata; Actinopteri; Cypriniformes; Nemacheilidae
Gene: rnf157
Product: ring finger protein 157
Exons: 19
Coding region: 445-2529 (694 amino acids)
Biological process (GO): protein ubiquitination
Cellular component (GO): cytoplasm
Molecular function (GO): ubiquitin protein ligase activity
Source: RefSeq, a predicted model, not a curated record
CUGGCAUUCUACCUAUUACAUUUCUAUGGCACCAAUACGCAUCUGCAUCCCAUCGCUCAAGCGGCCGGAGAACACAAGAUACAGGGAUGAUGAUUAAUAUACCGAGAAACUGUGUUAUUACAGACAACAUCUCACUUAGUUUGGAAGGCGGUAUUUACGCCUCAUCUUGGCAAAAGAUGCCGACCACGGCAGGAGAGGCUACCUUGUAAACGGGAGAGAGUUGUAGGACGCAAAAAGCAGCUUGUGUCUGCAGACAAAACAACGACUGUGGGACUCUGUGCGGAGCUUAUAGAGCAUUAAGAACAGAAACUAAUCCUGCGCAUUGGUCAAAACAUCAAAACUUAGAGCGAUUUUAUAAAAUAAAGAUGAUGUUUGUUUUAACGAAGACUGAGCAGCAGUAGGAUUGCGAUCAUUCAGUGUCAUUUUAAUUGUAGCCUGUGUGAAAUGGGAGCUUUGACAAGCCGUCAGAAUGCCGGAGUCGAGGAGGUCGAUAUACCGUCCAGUUCUGUUUACAGAUAUCCACCCAAAACCGGGAGUUAUUUCGCUAGCCACUUCAUAAUGGGAGGAGAGAAGUUUGAAUCAACUCAUCCUGAAGGCUAUCUCUUUGGUGAAAACACUGACCUUAACUUCCUGGGCAACAGACCAGUAGUGUUCCCAUACAAUGCCCCCCCUCCUCAUGAGCCGGUCAAAACCCUCCGCAGUCUCAUCAACAUCCGCAAAGACACUUUGCGACUUGUACGGUGUAAUGAAGACAUGAAGCUACCCGGACAGGAAGCUGGGAAGAGCCACAGCUGCUACAAUAUUGAGUUUACCUUUGAUGCCGACACACAGGUCGCCAUCACUAUAUACUAUCAAGCCAUUGAAGAGUUUCACAAUGGUGUGCCAAUAUACUUGCCACAGGACAGCUCUCUGCAGUCAGAGACGGUGCAUUUCAAACGCGGCGUCUGCCAACAGUUCUGUUUACCUUCUCAUUACGUCAACCUGUCAGAAUGGGCAGAUGAAGAGCUUUUGUUUGAUAUGGAUAAAGAAGUCUUCCCCAUGGUUGUACAAGCAGUAGUGGACGAGGGAGAUGAUCUUUUGGGACACUCGCAUGUUCUUCUCGCAACCUUUGAGAAGCACAUGGAUGAAAGUUACUGUGUUAAACCUCUAAAACAGAAACAAGUGGUGGAUGGUGUCAGUUACCUACUGCAAGAGAUCUAUGGAAUUGAGAACAAAUACAACAGUCAGGAAUCAAAGGUUACUGAAGAUGAGAUCAGUGACAACAGUGCUGAAUGUGUAGUGUGUUUGUCUGAUGUGCGGGACACACUUAUCCUACCCUGCAGACACCUGUGCCUGUGCAACGCCUGCGCAGACACACUGCGUUACCAGGCCAACUGUUGCCCCAUCUGUCGACUACCAUUCCGCGCUCUUCUGCAGAUCCGAGCGAUGAGGAAAAAAUUGAGCCCGCUCACCCCAACCGGAUUCAACCCCGUCAUUACUUCCCACACCUCAGACUCAGAGGAGCAUUCGGCAUCAGAGCACAUCCCACCAGGCUAUGAAGCUGUGUCCCUGUUAGAGGCCUUGAAUGGGCCCCUGAACCCGUCUCCAUCUGCUCCUCCGCUGCAGGGGCUCACCAGGGGCCAUGUUUCUGGAUCUGUGCCCACAUAUGGCAGCGAUAGCCACCACACGCCUGCACGCUCCCUCUCUCCACUAGAACACUCUGUCAAUUCCAGCCAGAAUGUAAAACACAAAAAAAGUAGCACUAAAUCCCUUUCCCAGAGUUCUUCAGUGCUUCCUGAGGAAGAAGAUGAGAAAUCAUGCAGUGAGUCUGAAGUGCAAACGUGUAGAAGAAAACUACAUGUAGAGCAGCAAGAGUCUGGGGUAACCCCAGAAAGUGACAACCUCACCCUGUCAUCCUCGGGGGCAAUAGAUCAGUCGUCCUGCAAUGGGACGCCCCUCUCCUCCACUAUCACCUCUCCAGAGGAUCCAGUAAGCAGCAGCCUGACCCAGUCUGUGAUGUCGAUGGCAUCCUCUCAUAGUCAGCAUUCACAAAUCAGUACCGACUCACUUUCUUCCAUGUCUGGAUCUUACAUGGCUGGGGCCGAGGGAGAGGAGGUACCUGAGACACCUGCAGACAGCAGGGCCCCAUCCCACCAUGAGGGUGAGGAAAUCCCAAAUUUGGAGGCAAAAGGGCAUAACUUUGUGGCUGCCAUAGAAGAACAGGAUUCAGAGGGAAAUGAUGUCACAGAAGAAGAUUGUGGAUCUCCCACCAAAGAACAGGGUGGGCGCAGGAGGAGCGAGGUGCCUUGUCCAGAGUUUGACAAUAACAAUCAGGGACAGUCUGACACCCACAUUAUGACAGGCCUGGACAAUGAGCAGCCUCCUGACGGCCGAUUCGCUGGUCUGUUAUACCUUGACAUAUACCGUCACGGACGAGAUCCUUUGACACACCAUGCGUCCACCAGCAACAUCAACUUGGUGGAGCCGGAGGUCACCAAUGAGGUGUCAAACCCAAAGAAUAAAUCUCAUCGUGGACAUCUAGCUGUGUGAAAUCCUCUUAGCCACUGUGCUGUCCUUAACCAAGAACAGACCUACAUUACUUCUAGGAGGUCUUCAUGCCACCCAAACUUGUGUCUGAUUGUAGAAAUUCUCAUGUUUCACAUCCUACAUGCAAACCAGGGCCUUGGAGGAUGAACUGUGUGGUUUCCCCUCUCCAUUGUUCUAAGUGUUGUGUUUUCAAUAUGUUCAUACUGUAAAGCACCACGUUUACACCAACGCUCUGCCCUCCUCCGUGUGUACGAGCUGAGGGAGGACUCGAGCAGCUCUCCUGAUGAAAUCUUGAAAAACGAGGUCUUGGUAAAGACUCCAGCCUCUGAUCCAGGUAACACUCCAGUAUCUAACAACCAGGCGAAUUUCACGGCUACGCUUUGUGAACGCUCAGAUGAAACAUGUUGGCACUGUAUUUCAUCUAUUAUAUUUAACUCACAUAAACACGAAUCAUCAUCAAAUCCUGUUAUCUGAAUUAACAACAAUUUUGUCAGGCUUGUUCAAUAGAACACCCAUUAGUCGUUUUGAAUACAUACCUAUAAUAACUAUAGUGACAUCACUUCGAAUUCAAAAAUGAAAAUACUGUCAUUAUUUACAUGCCCUCCUGUCCUUUCAAACUUGUUGAGCUUUUAAAUUAAAGGGGGACGGUUCAAUUAUUUACUCACCCUCGGGUUGUUUCAAAUCUGUGUAAAUGUAUGUUCUGAUGAACAGAGAAAGAUAUUUGGAAGAAUGCUUGUAACCAAACAGUUAUUGGACCCCAUUGACUAUCAUAGUAGGAAAAAUGACAAUGGUACUCAAAAGUGCCCCAGAACUGUUUGCUUUCCUACUUUCUUCAAAAUAUCUUCUUUUGUGUUCAACAGAACAAAGACAUUUAUAAAGCAUUUUUUUCCUACUAUGGUAGUCAAUGGUGGCCAAGAACUGUUUGGUUACAAGCAUUCUUCCAAAUAUCUUCUUUUGUGUUCCCUCCCUUCAGAGGGAAAAUGAAUCUAAACACAAUUUUAAUCCUAAACAUUUCUGCCCUCGUAGUUUGCUGCAGCUCACUUUGAGCGAUACAUAGGGCCCUGCAUGUCACAAAUAUACAAAGCUACCGAGCUGCCAGACCUGCAUCACACAUCAUACCGGCCACGGAGAAGACACUUAACUGCUUAUCGCUGAGCCUUUUGAAACAUUUUGUACUGGGGAAACCUGCCCAUGAGGUCCACAUCUGUGGUCAUAUAUCUCUGCUGUUAAUGGUAUCCUAAAUGUAACAAAGCUACUGUCAAGAUUUUCGUUUGUUUAACAAGCAGGUAUUCAUGUCAUGUGUUAGGUGCAAUCUAGCAUAUACAUAAGCUACACUUUAGUCAAUUUAUAUCCAAGCCUAGUAAUUACAGAAAAAGCAAAGCUAAUGUAUUGUAGCUCUUCAAAAGAGUCUCAUGUAUUGCUUUUGAAAAGUGUUGCACUUUUGGGGAUCCAGUGUUUACUUAGUUCUUAAAGUCUUCAACUGUAAGACAAGAUGUUGAAACGUGUGCCACAACUUAACAAUUGAUAGUUGUUGAACAGUUCUGCCAAACAUAUUUAAUACAAAUACGACCUGUUUUUCUGUGGGUUCACUUUACACAAUUCCUUUAGUCCUUUAGACAGUUGUCUGGCUCCUUUGUUUAACUGUCUGUACAACAGAGAGGAUUAACAGUACAAUCAUAUAUCGAUAUGUCUUCAAAAUGACUCCUACUUUAGAAAACAACCUUUUCAUUUGUGUGUAAAAUAUUUUCUUUUCUAUUUGUUUGUUAGAUUAGCUCUUGUUAUCAAUGUAAAAGUCUGUUAAAUGUGUCGUUUAGUAUAUAUGAAUGGUGUGAAAUUGCUCCAAACGGGAUUGUGUACUUUACACAUGCACUAGUAGAUUUUUUCUCCCUAGACCGCAAAUGCGGUGCAUGAGGUAAGUGCAUGGUAGUUGCAGUCAAGAUAAUAGAAAUUUUACAUCUCUCGUUUGCACUAUAUGUCUAGCCCUUCCACACCAAGCUUCCACACGCAAACACAUACACACUGUAAUCAAGAGGUUUUAACUCACAAGACAAGCAAUACACUGGCAUAACAGCACGCUGUCUUAGAGGCAAUACAGAUAAACACUGUAGCCAUGCAUUGAAUGUUUUACAGCGGAAUGUCAAAUUUACCUGUAAAUUUACUUGCUUCUUUUAAGCGGCCCAGAAACGAACAUGCAUUCAGCAUGGAUAUAUUCAAGGGUUUUCUCGAAUUCUGUUAUCUGUAUUGCUUUUGUGAUUCUGUUUUGUCCUCUUUCUGCACCAGAAGGAUUGACACUAAUCUAAUACUAUGUUAGGAAUGGGUUCUAUCAAUACAUCAUCACUUUUUUAGAAUGAAGAUUACAAAAUGUCAAACACACAAUAAACCUUUUGUUA